Messenger RNA from Parasteatoda tepidariorum (common house spider), 981 nucleotides. Its product is annotated as putative nuclease HARBI1. The record is from RefSeq and is a predicted model, not a curated record. Lineage: Eukaryota; Metazoa; Arthropoda; Arachnida; Araneae; Theridiidae.
AUGGAGGCUUCUAUCGCUGCCUUUGAGCUUGAAGAUCUUGAAACUGUUGAAAGAAGGGAAAGAUAUGUCCCAACUAGAAAUAAUGACCUAGAAGAUAAGUUGGAAUCUGAUACAGAUAGGAACAAUGCUUUAACUCCGACGGAAAAAGUUUUAACUGCUGUAAGAUUUUAUGCAUUUGGAAACCAGCAAAUUAAUUUGGGAGAUACUCAAAAAAUGAGCCAACCUUCAGUCAGCAGAAUUAUUAGCGAGGUAUCCCAAUGUUUAGCGGAAUUGAGGCCACAAUACAUUUAUUUACCUCAAUCAGAAGCAGAAAGAAUGGAGGUAAGCCGAUCAUUUUAUAGCAAGUUUGGAUUCCCGUCUGUGUAUGGGGCGUUGGACUGUACCCUAAUUCCUAUUUUAAAGCCUGGAGGGCCACAAGCCGAAACCUUCCGCUCAAGAAAAAAAAUUUUUGCAUUGAACGUUCAAUCAUUGGCAGAUUCAGAUCUCUUCAUUCGAAAUAUUGUAACAAGGUGGCCCGGAAGUACUCAUGAUAGUACUGUCUUCGACCAUUCAUAUUUGCGUGCACACUUGGAGACUGAAGUACCAUUCAAAUACCAUGUUCUGGGGGAUAGUGGCUAUCCAUUAAGGCCAUAUUUGAUGACACCUUUUUUGCACCCAACUGGAGCAAAUCAAGUCAGAUAUAAUUCUACGCAUGCAAGAGCCCGCAAUGUUGUAGAACGUCAGUAUGGUAUUUGGAAGCGGAGAUUUGCCUGUCUGGACGUACCUUUUAGGUGUAAGUUACAGAAUGUGCAAAAAAUCAUUGUCGCCACUGCUGUCCUUCAUAACUUAGCUCUGACGAUGGGUGACCAUAUUGAAGAGAAAAAAAGUGUUAGUGACGACGAUGUCAGAAAUAAUACGCAUCAAUUGGCUGGAAUCACCAAACGAAAUACAAUUGUUACAAAUUUUUUUAACUAAUAUUUUUUCUAUAUAUACAUGUAAACU